Messenger RNA from Ictidomys tridecemlineatus (thirteen-lined ground squirrel), 1891 nucleotides. It is a transcript of the gene Atg12, whose product is annotated as autophagy related 12. Gene Ontology annotation, cellular component: phagophore assembly site membrane; Atg12-Atg5-Atg16 complex; cytoplasm. Gene Ontology annotation, molecular function: Atg8-family ligase activity. The record is from RefSeq and is a predicted model, not a curated record. Lineage: Eukaryota; Metazoa; Chordata; Mammalia; Rodentia; Sciuridae. Gene Ontology annotation, biological process: protein lipidation involved in autophagosome assembly; autophagosome assembly; autophagy of mitochondrion.
CUUUGGCGCGUCCUUUGCGAUUCUCCUCAGCGCUGAGCCCGCCCUCUGCACGCUCUCAGCUGCCACUUCCGCUCUCGCUUUCCACCGUGCAAUAUGGCGGAGGAGCCUGAGUCGGUGUUGCAACUCCCUUCAACUGCUGCUGCCGGCGGUGAAGGACUUACGGAUGUCUCCCCAGAAACAGCCACUCCAGAGCCCCCAUCUUCUGCUGCAGUCUCGCCGGGGACAGAGGAGCCUUCAGGCGACACCAAGAAAAAAAUUGACAUCCUACUGAAGGCUGUGGGAGACACCCCUAUAAUGAAAACAAAGAAGUGGGCUGUAGAGCGAACCCGAACCAUCCAAGGACUCAUUGACUUCAUCAAGAAGUUCCUUAAACUUGUGGCCUCGGAACAGUUGUUUAUUUAUGUGAAUCAGUCCUUUGCUCCUUCCCCAGACCAGGAAGUCGGGACCCUCUAUGAGUGUUUUGGCAGUGAUGGUAAACUGGUCCUACAUUACUGCAAAUCUCAGGCCUGGGGAUGAGCCACAGAGAAAAACAGCUUGCUACUCAAGAUGAUGUUUUCACAGAGGAAAAAGCUCCAUAAAGUUCUUAUGCUGUGACGAGACUUAACAGAUAUCAACUACUCAGCAUGUGUCUACUGUAACUCAUAUUCAUACAUAAGAAAACCUCUGUAGAGUGAAUAGACUAACAAAAAUAUGAUUUGUGUUAUUACACAAGUCUUCAUAAAAGAUUGACAUCACAGUAUGCCUGUUACUCCUGCCUACUACCAUUGUUUCAGAUCUGCCUCCAAGAUUGAGAAGAUUGAAACUACAUGAACUUUCAUUACCUGUUUUCAAAAUGAUUGAAAUUGUUUACUUAUAGAACUAGUACUCUGCUGAUUUCUUUCAUGGUAAAAAUUAAUUUACUAAUAGGUUUUUCCAUUUCUUUUUAACUCAUUCAAGGAAACGUCAGGGGUAUAAGAGGUUUAUAUUUUUUCUGUUGAAUUACCUUGUCAAACCAAGUCGCAUUGACCUCUUAGCUGAAUACCUUACAUAGUCCAUUAGAGGGCAGUCCAGCUGAUAAAAAGGGUUUGGUUAAUCCGGUUCUACAUCUUUGCCAGGUGAAUGGAAAUAAGACUUUUCUUGUUAAUUUCUGGCCAAUAUGUAGCCAAGAAAGCAAGUAUGUUGAUAAACUGGAAGACUUUGAGAAAAUAAUCACAAUUUAAUUAUGCUUGGAAACAGAAACAAUUUUACAAAUUCUAGACAAAUGAGUUUUAUAGGAUUUUUUUUUUUUUUUGGUACUAUCAUUUAAGAUUGAGUUCCAGUGUUGUGCUGCUUAUUUAAAUAUCACUUAUUUAAACAAUGUCCAAAGAACUUGCUGAGUAAACCUAAAAUCAUUGUGUACUUCAUAUUAUAUUCAGAUUGAAAGUAUUCAAAGAAUAAUUGUAAAAUAGCCUCAAAUUUUAUGUGUAUGUCAUGCCUUGACUAAAAGAGUACCAUUUUUACUGGUGUGGUUAGAGUGCUCAUUGCUUGAAGUGAGAUUUAACUUUUUUUUCUUUUGUACUUUAUUUAUCAUGCAUAAUAUUUAAAGCCAUUCCAUAAAUGGAAUAGAAUGUUCAAACAGGUUUUGUGACAUGUACUAUAAUUUCAAGUGUUUGUUUUCAAAGAUAAUAUGGUAGGAAGGAUGUGAUUUUUAUGAAAGUAUUUGAGCUACACUUACAUCCUUUAAAUCCCAGAGUGCACUUUAUGGCUAGGGUUCAGCCACAUAUUAGCAUGAGGAUAUGCUAAAUAACAAUUCACUUUACAGUGAAGAAAUUGCUAUUCAGUUCUCAUUUUUUGCCUAAGAAUGUGAAUUCUUGAUUUCCCUUAUACCAAUGACCCUUUAUAAUAAAUGAAUAUGGCUAAUAGCAGUGGAAAA